CUCAUCGUAUAUAUUAGCACGUGCAUUUCCUUACACACAUUAUUUCUGUUUACUCGUAGGCAGUCAAAGUAGAAAUAUCAACGAGGUAUAAUUUAUUGUGGAAGCCAUGAAGCAACUGAUUGUUUUAUUACUGGUGGUGGUAUGUCAUCUAUUAACCACGGAAACUCGACAUGUUCGAUCUAUGGGAGAAAACUUGGAGAAACGGAACAGAGCUGGUAAAGACAAGCUUAGGACACUACGUCAAUCUUUAACGUCAUCGGUGUUAACAGAUGGUCUAGCUCCGACUAGUGACACUGAUGGUAGUAGCACAUCGACUCGUUUAGAACCGAGAUUAACCACAGAAUGUAAAAAUGUGAAUAAAGAGUACAGAACGGCCAACGGUAGCUGUAAUAAUUUACUACAUCCGUCUUGGGGCCAGGCUGAUGCACCGUAUGUUCGUAUGGCGGCUGAAUGUUACGAUGACGACGACUCCAUACCAAGGCAACUGAGUGCAUCCUUUACGCCUCUACCAAGUGCACGAGCUGUAUGUGAAGCCAUACACGGAUCAUUGAGUAAUCUAUCACCAAGACAUAGUUUGAUGGUUAUGCAAUGGGCGCAGUUUUUGGACCAUGACACGACUUCAACUCCGGCUGAAAAAGUUGUGAAAAGUGAAUGCUGUGAUGGUAUGACUAGCAGUUACGCAUACACCGAAGGAAACUGUUUUCCCAUUUUCAUAUCGAACGAAGACUCCUUUUUCAAGACAAAUUGUUUGAGUUUCGGCAGAUCUAGAUCAUUUGGAAAAGAUUUACCAAGACAACAGUUCAAUAGUAUCACGGCGUUUGUAGAUGGUUCUGUGGUAUAUGGAAGUUCAGAUGAUGAAAUGAUGGCUUUAAGAACUGGCGUAGAUGGACUGUUAGAAACCUCACCCGGUGAUCUAUUACCUGAAGAUACCGAUGCCUCUUGUAGAAAACCAGAAGGUUCCGAUUCCUAUUGCUUUCUAGCAGGUGAUGCACGUGUAAACGUGUUUCCAGGACUAGCUGUGUUACAUACCCUAUUUGUCCGCUUCCAUAACAAGAUCGCAAUGGAAUUAAAACAACUCUCCCAGCUAUCACAGAUAUUUAAGGUCGCGAGAUUAACCGACGAAGACAUCUUCCAGACGUCGAGAAAGAUCGUAUCGGCUGUUAUUCAACACAUCACAUACGACGAAUUUCUACCAGUCCUACUGGGACCAGAACUUAUGAAGAAAUACAAAUUGAAUGCUCCGUACCAUUACGACUCGUCCAUCAACCCGACUAUUAUGAACGAAUUCGCUGCGGCUGCUUUCCGUUUCGGACAUUCAAUGAUUCCAGAUAAUUUGAAGAUCGCUGGAACAGACGUCCCAAUCCACGAACUUUUCUUCCGAACCGAUAGCGUAAUCCACAAUUUUGCCGACAUUGUCAAUAAUCUGGUUUCGGAGCCUAGUGAAAAAAGUGAUCGAUUUGUGACCGAAGAAAUGGCGGAUCGUUUGUUCCAAACGCCUAAUGGUUCUCUCGAUAUAGUCUCGCUCAAUAUCCAAAGAGGUCGUGAUCAUGGAUUGCCUCCCUUCAAUGAGUACCGUGAAGAAUGCGGUCUACCACGACUUUCAUUUUCUGAUCCCGAGUUUGGAAGCUGCGGUGAUCUCCUCUCGAAAGUUUACGAGACCGCUGACGAUGUGGAUAUAUUUGUUGGAGGACUCUGUGAAAGUCCUGCACGUGGUGGUGUAGUGGGACCAACGUUUGGUUGUAUUAUAGGACAACAGUUUCAUAAUUUAAAAUAUGGCGAUCGUUUCUUUUAUGAAAGUACUCAUUCGGCUUCUGGAUUUACUCAAGAUCAAUUAAACAUGAUAAAGAAGAUUCGUUUAUCAAAGAUUCUGUGUGACCAUGGUGGUAUUAAUAGUGUCACAGAGAAUGCAUUUCUAAAAGAAUCAGACAGCAAUCCACGUAAACCAUGUUCAACUAUAUCAAAUUAUAUCCGGUCAUUAUUUGAUAUGUAGACCUUGAACUCUGACCUACUCUAUAUAAGGUGUUGGGAAUAAAAAAAAAGUUUAAAAA
This is a messenger RNA of Patella vulgata (common limpet), 2048 nucleotides long. Its product is annotated as chorion peroxidase. The coding region runs from base 107 to 1990 and encodes 627 amino acids. Gene Ontology annotation, biological process: response to oxidative stress. Gene Ontology annotation, molecular function: heme binding; peroxidase activity. The transcript has 14 exons. Lineage: Eukaryota; Metazoa; Mollusca; Gastropoda; Patellidae. The record is from RefSeq and is a predicted model, not a curated record.